Daucus carota subsp. sativus is the source of this 1950-nucleotide messenger RNA. RefSeq names its product probable galacturonosyltransferase 3. Lineage: Eukaryota; Viridiplantae; Streptophyta; Magnoliopsida; Apiales; Apiaceae. Gene Ontology annotation, molecular function: polygalacturonate 4-alpha-galacturonosyltransferase activity. The record is from RefSeq and is a predicted model, not a curated record.
UAGAGUUGUGCUCGUGCCCAAACAGACCCUGUUGAAAUUAUCACUCCCUUCUCUCCGUUGUAUAUUUUCUCAGUUAGAUUCCGGCGGAAGAUCCCCUCUCUCUCUCUCUCUCUGGAUCAACAUCUAUGUCAACAUCUCGGAUCGCCUAUUUGAUCUUUCAGAUUAUUAGGAUGGAACAAGAGCAGACAAAUGCAGCUGCUGCAAUUAGCAAACAUUUGCCUGACAAGGAUAUUGACAUUAUAGUGACAUACAGUGACAUCUCCGGUGAUGUUCAAAUCAAAAGUGUGAAGUCAAAGGACUUGUCUGCUUCUUGGGUUUGGAAGAAUCCUAUUGAUGAUCAUACACAGAGUUCCAAGCCAUUUGCAAAACCAUUACAAUUUGACACAAGAUUUGAAGACAGUGAUAAUCAUUAUACUAAUGAAAGUUUAACUGGAGACGAAAUACAACAUCGCGGUCCUCCGGUUCAUCCUCUGAAAAUAAAGCGUCAGAAGUUACGCCUAGAAAGGAGGAAGCGGCGAACUUUAGAGCUAAUCGAACAAGGCAAAGAGAUAGACAGCGAGAUGAAUGCAGCUGCAGCUGAACAAGCUAGAACGCUGGACACUACUGUUAUGGGUAGAUACAGUAUAUGGAGAACAAAAUAUGAAAAUCCAAAUUCUGAUUCUACCCUGAAAGUUUCAUCUGUUCCCAAUCUUUCCAUUAUCCAUGUAGGUUUGUGUUUUUUAUAUAUUUUCUGUUCUUUAUUAAGUGCACUUGACCGGGCAAAAGAAAUGGGUCACAUCCUGGCUCUAGCAAAAGACCAACUAUAUGACUGUAUCGAAGUAGCAAGGACGCUAAGGGCCAUGCUUCAGAUGAAAGAAACAAAUGUACUUGAAAUGAAGAAAAAAAGUGCAUUCUUGACUCAGUUAGCUGCAAAAACAGUUCCAAGACCACUGCAUUGCCUGCCACUACUUUUAGCAACAGACUAUUUACUGCAUUGCCUGCCACUGAAAAUCUUAUUUCUGAAUGAUGAUAUUGUUGUUCAGAAGGAUCUAACACCUUUAUGGUCAGUUGAUUUAAAAGGGAUGGUGAAUGGUGCAAUAGAGGCCUGUAAGGAGAGCUUUCAUAGAUUGGAUAAGUACCUGAGUUUCUCUAAUCCAAAUAUAUAUGAGAAUUUUGAUCCAAAUGCUUGUGGUUGGGCGUUUGGAAUGAACAUGUUUGAUCUGAAAGAGUGGAGGCUCCGCAAUAUUACUGGCAUUUAUCGUCGCUCGCAAGACAUGGUAACUGAAUGAAGAUAGAACUCUUUGGAAACCUGGAACACUGCCUCCUGGACUGAUAACUUUUUAUAAUCUGACUUAUCCAUUGGACCGGACCUGGCAUGUGUUGGGACUUGGCUAUGAUCCGGCCCUCAACCAAACAGCAAUUCAGGAUGCAGGUGUGGUCCACUAUAACGGAAACUACAAACCUUGGUUGGACCUUGCCACAGACAAAUACAGGUCUUAUUAGUCUAAAUACGUUAUGUUUGAUAACCCAUAUCUUAAACUUUGCAACAUUGGCUAGUAAUGGUUGCUGAUGCACAACACUUGCUACGUUUAUUCAUUCCACCAUUACUUCUCAGCAUCUCUGUCUUGUACGUAACAUGCUAUGAAGCUCUGCAUAUACAAGCUCCAAAUGCCCCGGACUCCAAUGAGAUUGUAAGCUUUUGCAGAAUUGAGUGUAGAACUGAUUAUCCAGGUAGAGGCGCUGAGCUUUGAGGCAUGAUUCUCUAAUGCAGAUUGCAGAUUGAGGAUAGGUUUAAAGGGCUGAUAUAGGCACUAACCAAUAAUAGUUUCAAGUUUCAACAGUGGAUUUUGUGAUAUUAGAAGAAAAAUAUAUGUAUGUGGUGUAAACUCUCAUUUUUGGGUAACUUCUAUUAUAUGUGAUAAUCCAGAAGUAAAACAAUAUAUGAUGUGUGAAUUUUCAUUUUCUUGGUUA